This is a messenger RNA of Seminavis robusta, 2922 nucleotides long. Lineage: Eukaryota; Bacillariophyta; Bacillariophyceae; Naviculales; Naviculaceae. The record is from the annotation of a GenBank genome assembly.
AUGCGUUCCGUGCCACUAAUUCAGCAGUCGCCAGUCAAUGACCAGAAGAAGCCGAGCAGAAAGAAGACAGAAGCGGAAGCUGAGGCAGUAUUGUAUUGUAUUGUACUAACAGUCGAUUCCAGCAUGGGUACCAUCAUGACGAACAAUAGCGACAAUAAGACCAACACCAAGCAGAUUCGGACGAGCAGUUUGGACGAGUCGUCGUCGCAAGCAGACUUGAAGCACGACGAAUGGGCUUGUACAACUACCGGUACUACUACUAACAACAAUGCGUGUUCCACCAAGAAAUCGUGCGACGAGAGCAGUGGCUACUGCGGUACACUACGAGUGAUUCGUUCCAACAAUCUCAUUUGGAUUGUUCCGCUGCUCGUGUUUGUCGGAUUGGUGGCGAGUGGCGUGACCGUCUCGACGAUGCAUUUUGACAAUCAGCAGUCGACGCAAAUGGUAGAAGCCAUUAGUGUGGCUGCCGAAACGGGACAACGCUUUAGCGACUUUUUGGAUCACUCCAUUACGCCGCUCUUUUCGUUGGGACAGUUUGUCCACGAACUCGAUCUCUUUCGCGACUUACCCGAUGCCAUUGGACCGCACAACCAACCCGGGAGUCUCCCCAUGGCCGAUAACAAUACAUCGAUCAAAUUCCGCAACGUUUCGGGCGUGUGCGACGAUCCGACACUCACCGACCGCUUUCACCGGAUUGCCUCGACCAUCAAGAAGAAUGCCCUUCACAUGCAAGGCGUGCUCGUCAAUCUGCAGCUCGUCCCCGAAGGAGUCGUCUGUCUGCUCCACCCCGAAGUCAAUUACGAAGACUUUCCACCCGGCAAGUUCAUGAACAAUACCGGAGCGAUUGGACACGAUCUCAUUGCCGAUCCGCAACGACGAUUCCAUGCCGAAGAGUCACUCAAAGCGGGUGUCCUCAAAACGGUUGGACCCAUUCCGUUGGUGCAGUGUCAAGGAUGUCAUCCGGUGGUCGAACAGGCGUUCAUUGCACGAUUGCCCAUUGUCAUGGACGGACACGAUAUUGUGGCGCACGAUGGAACUGUCCUCAAGCGACGAUGGGGAUUUGCCGUCGCCCUCAUCAAUUGGGCGGUACUCGUCGAAAAGACGUAUUUGCACGAAGAAUUUGCCGUCCGCGGAUGGGGCUUUCGACUGUCGCGACAAGAUUAUACGUUUGAUUCCGAUUUGGACGAGUAUAUUGUCAAGACGGUGACAUUGGCGGAAACACCCGACUUUGAUUACAUGGCAUCGCAUCCUCAUCAACAUCAAGUCGUCGAGGAACACUUGGAUACCACCGACAGUGAAUGGACGAUCCAAGUUGCGUACAGUUUGGAUGCCUCGCCAGCGUGGCGGAUUGUGUCGUAUAUUGCCAUUGUGACGGUAUCGCUUUUGAUAUCGUUGCUGGCAUCCACGGUGCUGUUUCAAAAACAAGUCCACAGUGAAUUGGUCAAGGCCAAUCUGGUCAGGGCCGAGUUGUCGGCACGAGCCGAACGCGAUUUGAAUGAUUUCAUGAGCCAUGAAAUCAAGAAUCCAUUGGGGGCGGCCAUGGCGGCGGGCAACUUUAUUGCCAGUGCCAUUGAACAGGAACAACUCAAGUUGUUGCAGUUACAAGGAGACAACAAUGCUGAAACACAACAACAACAAGCCAACUUGAAUGAUGAUAGUACUCAUUCCACAGGCAAUGUCUAUCAGACCAUUGCCGAAGAUGUCGGCAUUAUCAAUGCGUCGCUCCACUUUAUCAACAAUCUCGUACGCAGUCUGUUGGAUUUGCAUCGGGCACAGUCCCGACAACUCACGUUGGAACCCGUCGAAACGGAUAUCAAAUGCGACAUUCUAGAACCGGUCGCGGCCAUGUUGCCCAGUCGCGAUUGCAAUUACCGGGUCGAAGUCGUGGUUUCGGAGGAUAUGGACAUUCUCAUGAUGGUGGAUCGACUGCGAUUGCAACAAGUCAUUCUCAAUCUGGGCAGAAACUCGGCCAAGUUUGUUCACGACAAGGGAUUCAUCCGACUCGGUGCCACUCUCCUGCCCGACAAGAGUGUCGAAUUGUCCGUUGAAGAUUCCGGAUCCGGUAUCCCGGAAUCCAAACGACAGAACCUCUUUGCCCGGUUUCAAGAAUCCUUGGAUAGUAUGAAUCAAGGAACCGGGGUCGGUUUGAAUCUGUGCCGGACCCUCGUGGAUCUCAUGGGCGGAGAACUGUAUCUGGACGAGACCUAUCACAGUGGUGUCGAAGGAUGUCCCGGUGCACGGUUUGUCGUGCGUCUUCCCAAUUCGGCAUUCGUGGAACCACCCCUAUUGGAAUGGGAUGACGAAGACGACGAUGUUCCAGAGGAAGUCAGCCCAUCCGCCGCCCUCGAGAUGGACGAAGAAGAGGAUGUCGUACUCGACAUGGAAAUGGGUGUCUCUCGCAAGAGCAUGGGUGCUUCUCAUCAUAAUCAUCAUCAUCAUCAUGGUGGUGGAGGAGAAAGUAUUGGUCGAUCUCAUCAGUCUCACCAUUCACACCACGGCCGAAUCAGAGAUCAACCUGUGGAGCCGGUGCUGCCCGAACACCUCACCAUUCUCGUGGUAGACGACGAGCGCAUUCUUCGCAAGUUGGCUCUGAGAGGAUUUCAUCGAUUGGCACCUGGUUGGACUCUGGAAGAAACAGCCUCUGGCGAAGCCGCCUUGCAAUUGGUGGAAACCAAGCACUACGAUAUGAUUCUUUUGGAUCAGUACUAUGCCAGUACGGAACGACGGUUGACCGGGACGGAAACGGCACGGGCGUUGCGAGCCAAAGGUGUCACAUCUUUGAUUGUUGGUGUGAGUGCCAACGACCUCGAAGAUGCGUUCCUCGGAGCUGGUGCCGACAUGUUUGCCACCAAGCCAUUCGCCACCAGUCAAGCGCAACUCAAACAGUUCAUGGGACGUGCGCUCCAGAAAAUGAACCGGUAG